AUGCCCAUCAAGUCGCCCUACCCGUGGAUGGACCUGCCCGAGGUCAACAUCCUCAGCCACAUCUUCCCCGAGAACCAGAAGCCGGACGAGGACCCGAUAUGGAUCGACAGCAAGAACCCCGAGAACAGCUUGUCGCCGGCGCAGGCCCUGCCCUGGAUCAAGCGCUUGACCUUUGGCCUGCAGCGGCUGGGGCUCGAGAGGGGUGAUGUCGCCAUGAUCCACACGCCGAACCACAUCUUCGUCCCUGUCGCGUACCUGGGCAUUGUGGCCGGCGGCUUCGUCUUUUCCGGCGCCAACCCGGGCUACACGGUAUCCGAGGUCGUCCACCAGCUCAAGAACACGGGCGCCAAGUGCAUCCUGGUCCACCCCAAGCUCGUCGAGACGACCCUCAAGGCGGCCAGGAUCGCGGGCGUGCCCGAGUCGCGCAUCUUCCAGUUCUCCGACUCGGAGGCGGCGCCGGCCCAGCACGGCGGCGUCCGGGACUGGCGGGCCAUGAUCGGCACCGAGGCCGACGCCGCGACCUACCGCUGGCCCGAGCUCACCCCGGCCGAGGCGCGCGCGACGGUGGCGACCAUCAACUACAGCUCCGGCACGACGGGCCUGCCCAAGGGCGUCUGCGUCUCCCACGCCAACAUCAUCGCCAACCUCGAGCAGACCAUCGUCAUGCGCUACGCCCACAAGCCGUACCCCGUCGGCCGCCGCCCCGCCGAGCGCUGGGUCGGCUUCCUGCCGCUGUACCACGCCUACGGCCAGCUGUACGUCAUGCUCAUGUCGGUGCGCCUGCGCGCGCCCGUCUACAUCAUGACCGAGUUCCGGUACGACGAGUUCCUGGCCGCCAUCGGGCGCUACCGCAUCACGAGCCUGCAGGCCGCGCCGCCCAUCCUCGUCAUGCUGUCCAAGCGGCCCGAGACGGCGCGCUACGACCUCUCGAGCCUGCGCGACGUGCUCUGCGGCGGCGCCCCCCUGUCGCGCGAGCUGCAGAACGAGUGCCAGAAGCGGUUCGACGUGCAGAUCAACCAGGGCUGGGGCAUGACCGAGGUGACGUGCGGCGCGCUGCACGUCCCCGGCGGCGUGCGCGACCUGUCGGGCAGCGUGGGCCGGCUCGACCCCAACUGCGAGGCCAAGCUGGUCGACGAGCAAGGGAAGGAGGUCCCCGCGGGCCAGCCGGGGGAGCUGUGCGUCCGGGGCCCGCAGAACUGCCUCGGGUACUGGCGCAACGAGGCGGCGACCCGGGAGCUGUUUGACGAGGAGGGGUACCUGCGGUCCGGGGACAUCGCCGUGGCCAACGAGGACGGGUACUUUUGGAUCGUGGACCGGAAGAAGGAACUGAUCAAGGUCAAUGCGCUGCAGGUGGCGCCGGCCGAGCUGGAGGGCGUGCUGCUGGAGCACGAGCACAUUGCUGACGCGGCGUGCGUCGGAAUCACUGUCCACGGCGAGGAGUACCCGCGAGCGUACGUGGUGCCGCACGAGGCGUCGAGGGGCAAGGUCACGGAGGAGCACAUCCACCAGUACAUGGAGGAGCGGGUGGCCAAGCACAAGCGGCUGGCGGGCGGCAUCGUCUUCAUCGACGAGGUGCCCAAGCUGGCCAGCGGCAAGAUCCAGCGCAAGACGAUGCGCGAGUGGUCCAAGAGGGACGCGGCCGAGAUCGAGAAGCAGGGCAAGAAGCCGCGGCCGAGGCUGUAG
Thyridium curvatum is the source of this 1683-nucleotide messenger RNA. RefSeq lists its product as uncharacterized. Gene Ontology annotation, biological process: secondary metabolic process. NCBI's taxonomy places the organism in Eukaryota, Fungi, Ascomycota, Sordariomycetes, Thyridiales, Thyridiaceae. The record is from RefSeq and is a predicted model, not a curated record. The coding region runs from base 1 to 1683 and encodes 560 amino acids. The transcript has 4 exons. Gene Ontology annotation, molecular function: CoA-ligase activity.